Messenger RNA from Zophobas morio, 1974 nucleotides. Its product is annotated as sodium-coupled monocarboxylate transporter 2-like. Lineage: Eukaryota; Metazoa; Arthropoda; Insecta; Coleoptera; Tenebrionidae. Gene Ontology annotation, cellular component: membrane. The record is from RefSeq and is a predicted model, not a curated record. Gene Ontology annotation, molecular function: symporter activity. The transcript is spliced from 9 exons. The coding region runs from base 54 to 1820 and encodes 588 amino acids. Gene Ontology annotation, biological process: transmembrane transport; sodium ion transport.
UUAACACAGUUUUCGUUUAAACACACGCGGUAGUUUCAGAUCAACUUGCAAAAAUGCUAACAAUUUACGACUACGUAAUACUCUGUGCCAUGUUAUUAAUAAGCGUCGCUAUUGGAAUCUACUUCGGUUGCUUUGGAACUAAACAAGCGACUACUAAUGAAUAUUUACAUGGUGGCAAAAAAAUGGGCGUGAUUGCUGUUGGAGUUUCUGUAGCCGUGAGCCAUUUUUCAGGAGUGACCAUGAUGGCUAUUCCAGCAGACGUAUACCGAUUCGGAGCCUAUAUUAUCUUCAUCAAUCUGUCUGCUAUUUUGGUCGGACUCCUUUCAGUUUAUGUUUAUUUGCCAGUCUUCUUUAAAUUACAAAUUACUAGUAGUUACGAAUAUCUAGCAAAGAGAUUUGACAACCGUACUAAACAGUUGGCGGUGUAUUUGUACCUCUUUUCAGAGAUUGUCUUCUUUCCAAUGCUAGCAUAUAUUCCAGCUUUAGCGUUUUCAGCCACGAGUGGUCUCAGUGUUAAUUUAACAGCGUUCGUAGUUUGUGGUUUGUGUAUCUUCUAUACUACAAUUGGAGGACUAAAGACGGUGGUUUGGACCGAUUUUUUCCAGUUUAUUGUGAUCAUGGUAUCCGUAACUAUCAACUGUUAUCUAGGUUUGAAAGAAUCAGGUGGUUUUAUGUCGGUUUGGAAAACUGCUUUAAGUGGCGAAAGACUUAUUAAUAUUACGGAUUUUAAUGUAGAUCUAACACGACAAAAUUCAUUUUGGGCUUCGACUGUGGGAUACACUGUGACCAUGGCAUCUACUAUUGUCGUACAUCAAACUGGAGUUCAGAAGUACUUGUCUGUUUCAAAAUUUCGUCACUGCAUUUGGUCUGUCGUAUACAGCACAUUUUGUAAAUGUGCAGUUUCAACUCUGUGCGUCUUUAUUGGUCUUGAAAUAUAUGCCAAAUACUCAGACUGUGACCCUCUAAUCAGUAAUAAAAUCAAAAAACAUGAUCACAUAUUACCUUAUUUCCUGACAGAAGUAGCAGGACAAACACCUGGAAUUUUAGGUCUUUUUGUAGCGUCAAUUUUUAGUGCUGCCUUAAGUUCGAUGUCGUCACUUCUAAAUUCGAUAGCUGGAAUUAUCUAUAACGAUUUAAUAAAGAAACGUUUAAAGAAGGAAUAUUCUGAACUAACACAAAGUAACAUUUUGAAAGUACUUGUCAUCCUCUGCGGGGUUGCAUGUACUUGUUUAGUGUUCCUUAUUGAACAUUUGGGGCCACUACUUGCUUUAAAUGUUGCACUCAGGGGACCAAUUAACGGUCCACUUCUUGGAAUGUUUACACUGGGAGUGCUUUUCCCUAAAGCUAAUUCAGAGGGAGCUUUCUAUGGUGGAUUGAUUAGCAUCAUUUGUGUGUCAGCGUUAAUGAUAUUAACAAAAUAUUAUGAACUCAGAAAGGUAUUAGUUUAUCCAACAAAGCCUUUCUCUGUCGACGGCUGUGAAAAUGUAUUUAAAAAUUCGUCCACAAAUUCCAUACAUCCUCAUCUGGCUAAUUUCACGACUACCACUUCUGCUUAUCAGGAAGUUCCAUUUUUCUUGAAAUUGUCUUUCCACUACUACACAUUACUAGGUGGUAUACUUACAAUAUUUAUAGGAGUAUUAAUAAGUGGCAUGACAGCAAAAAGUCAGAAUCCUGUUGAUGAAGAUCUCAUCAGCCCUAUUUGUCAAAAGUUUGUUUCGAAAGAACGCCACAAAAAAUACGAUGAAUUUCAUGAGAAAGAAAGUAGGAAGCAUCUGAUGGAAGUUAAUUCCGAACAAAAUACUUCACUUAAUGCUGUCUAACUUGUGGGAAUCAUGUUGCCGCUGACCUUAACAACACAAAAAUUCAAUAUGGUGGCUAUUUUGGUUUGCAAAAAUUAAAUAAUGAAGAGACGACCUACAUAAUUUGGUGACGCAAUGGGCAGCUAAAACUACAUAGAACAGAAAUUUUAAAAAU